Messenger RNA from Callorhinchus milii (elephant shark), 540 nucleotides. It is a transcript of the gene mtch2, whose product is annotated as mitochondrial carrier homolog 2. Lineage: Eukaryota; Metazoa; Chordata; Chondrichthyes; Chimaeriformes; Callorhinchidae. Gene Ontology annotation, cellular component: mitochondrion; membrane. The record is from RefSeq and is a predicted model, not a curated record. Gene Ontology annotation, biological process: positive regulation of apoptotic process.
GUGUAUCAGGCCCAGGAGGAAGCUGAGACGUCAGCAGGUGACAGCAGGAAGCAAACCUCGUCCCUGGAGGUCGUGGUGCUGGAGACGUCACGAGAGAUGAUCGCUCGCUCAGCGGCCACUGUCAUCACGCACCCCUUCCACGUGAUCACAUUACGGUGUAUGGUGCAGUUCAUCGGAAGAGAAUCCAAGUACAAUGGGAUAUUUGAUUCCGUGGCAACAAUCUAUCGUGAGGAGGGGCUCCUCGGGUUUUUUGCUGGGCUGAUCCCUCGGUUGCUGGGUGACGUGCUCUCGCUGUGGCUGUGUAACCUGUUGGCUCACCUCAUUCACACGUACGCAUUGGACCCCAGUACCCUGCACGUGGCAGAGAUGAAGAGUUACUCCCAGGCUGCCACAGGGUUCUUCGCCAGUAUGCUGACCUACCCCUUUGUGCUGGUCUCCAAUCUAAUGGCCGUCAACAACUGUGGGCUGGCUGGCAGCCUGCCCCCUUAUGCAGCUGUUUACUCUUCCUGGAUUGACUGCUGGAGGCACCUUAGCACACAG